Messenger RNA from Fusarium coffeatum, 990 nucleotides. RefSeq lists its product as uncharacterized. The transcript is spliced from 8 exons. NCBI's taxonomy places the organism in Eukaryota, Fungi, Ascomycota, Sordariomycetes, Hypocreales, Nectriaceae. Gene Ontology annotation, biological process: mRNA export from nucleus. Bases 1 to 990 code for a protein of 329 amino acids. Gene Ontology annotation, molecular function: mRNA binding. Gene Ontology annotation, cellular component: nucleus. The record is from RefSeq and is a predicted model, not a curated record.
AUGGCUGACAAGAUGGAUCGCGGUCUCGACGAGAUCAUCGCUGAUACUCGCUCCAAUCGACCUCGCAACAACCGUGGCCAAGGUCGCCGACGUGAACCGCGUAAUGAUUUCCCUCGCGAUGGUGUUAGAAAGGUUGAGCGUCCCUCCCCUUUGCAGUCUGCUCGCGACGAUUCUCGAAACAUUGAUAGCGAAUGGGUCCACGACCGAUUUGAAGAGAACAACAACCGCCGAGCACCUGCUCCCCGUCGUCGCCGUGAUUCCCCAGAACAAGAUUCCAAGGGCACAAAGAUUCGCGUCGAGAACAUCCACUAUGAUCUCACUGACGAUGACCUUUCUGAGCUAUUCCGACGAAUUGGGCCCGUCAGCCGCCUUCAACUUCGAUACGAUCGCGCUGGAAGAUCUGAAGGCACCGCCUACGUGACCUACGAACAAAAAGAGGACGCCGAAGAAGCGGUCAAGCAGUUCGAUGGCGCGAAUGCCAAUGGCCAACCUAUUCGAUUGACCCUUCUGCCCAGCCGAAACCCCUUCGAUACUGCCGUUAUGCCUGGCCGUCCAUUGUCGGAGCGUAUUUCCAGCCCUGGAGACAGACGAUCCCAUUCGCCCCACCGCCGACGCGAUGACGACGAUGCUGCCCGUAGAGGAAUCGAUAGAUAUGUUCCUGGUCAAGGCUCUCGCCGAAGCCCAAUGCCUCGAAGCCGCGGUCAGGGCCAGGGUCAAGGUCGGGGUCAGGGCGGGCGUCGUCCUGGUGCUCGACGUGAAGGUAGAGAGGGAGGCGGCAGAGACCAGGAGGGAAGCCGAGGUGGCCGAGGCAACCGUCCUAGCAAGAAGACACAGGAGGAGCUGGAUGCAGAGAUGGCUGAUUAUUUUGGCGGAGACAACGCGCAGGCCGCAGAGCCCGGUAAUCAGCAAGAUGCGCCCCCUGCUCAGGCACCUGCAGCUGCCCAGCCUCAAGCACAAGCUGCGACCGACGACAUCGACAUGAUUGAGUAG